This is a messenger RNA of Rhineura floridana, 10075 nucleotides long. RefSeq names its product IgGFc-binding protein-like. NCBI's taxonomy places the organism in Eukaryota, Metazoa, Chordata, Lepidosauria, Squamata, Rhineuridae. The record is from RefSeq and is a predicted model, not a curated record. Gene Ontology annotation, molecular function: protein binding. The transcript is spliced from 23 exons.
CCCUGGGUUCAUUUGGGAGAAAGGGCAGGAGAGAAACUGAGCAAAUUAAAUAACUAAAACAAUUGUAUCUGCCCUCCUGGUAAGGAGAGAACUUCCUGAUCAGUUCUUUGCAACUUCUCCUUUUGAGCCCUUGUCUCUAUAAAAGGAGAACCAGCAGCAGAGAAACAGGGAGGGCCAACAGGGUGCUCCUCUCCUUUCUCCAGCUACGAUACAGCUACUGAAGAGUUGAAGCCAUGGCAAUGCUGAGGAGCCUCCUCCUUUUGGCUGGUUUGAUACUACUGAGUGGUCGUGGCAGUGCAAAGUACUAUGGGAAACAAUUUAUCGCAGCCUUCAUGCAAAAUUUUGAGACGAGCCAGGCCUCGCAAUCAAAAUUCCAGCUGUUCCUCACGGGUUACCAUGACUUGACCAUUGUGACUCUGUCAAUAGGCAGAUCUAUUCCCCAGAAAAGUUAUUCAAUUGGAGAUGGUGAAAUGGUGCCUGUGCAGAUUCCAGAGACUGCAGAGAUGAAAGGCAGCAGCAAAUUUGAUCAGUCUGUUGUGAUUCAGGCCAACAAGGACAUUUCUGUUGUCUUACUGUACCGGAAGUUAUAUUCUGUCGCAACCAUGGCUCUAUACCCGGUCCAUGAGCUUGGCACAACGUAAUAUGUCGUAACCCCAACGGGUACCAGAUCAACAGUCUACUUAAAAGAAUUUGCAGUUGCAGCUUGGCAGUUUGCCAAAGUUGAUAUUUUUUUGAAAGGGAAUGUGACCUUCAAUGGGGAGUUGCACACCGCAGGGACCAAACUCACCGUCUACCUUCAAGCUUUCCAGGUUGCCCAGCUGCAAAGCCAAGAUGAUUUGUCCGGCACCAGGAUCGAGUCAUCGGCACCCGUGGCAGUCUUUAGUGGGCAUGCUUGUGUCGUGCAAAAUCACCAGUGCGAUCACGUCGCUGAGCAGCUCUUGCCAGCCUCCAGCUGGGGAAGCACAUUUGUUGUCCCUCCGGUGUUUUUCCAAACCAAUGUGGACAUUGUGUAUGUGGUGGCUGCCCAGGACGCUCGCGUUCAUUAUCAGCUGGAAGAUCAGAAAGGCUUUCAAGACAUGGUGGCUGGGGAAGUCAGACAGUAUGAGAUAAGGUUCCCUAAGGCAUUUUAUAUCUCUGCUAAUGCUGGGAUCCAGGUCCUCUUCUUCUUCACUGGCCUCAAGACAGGAAACACAGGCUUCGAUCCAUUCCUCAUCAACAUCCCAGCCAUAACUAGCUAUGGCCUAUCCUACCGUGUUGAUAGCAUAGCAAGGUUUGAGAACUAUGCCAUUGUCAUCGCAAAAAGCUCUGAAACCAACAGCAUUACCAGAGACAAGACCGCUAUCACAGGCAUUCGAUGGAGAACUAUCCCUGGUUCACCCUAUUCGUGGGCUGUAUACAACUUGGGCACCGAACAUCAUUCCAUCUCUCUAGAACAUCCUCAAACUCCCUUUGGCGUCCUGGUUUUUGGGGGGCGAAACUUUGAAGGUUAUGGCUUCGCUGCACAACCUUUUGUCUUAUCUGAUUCCACCAAAGUCCCAAUUUUCUGCCCUGAGAACAGCCACCAAGAAGCCUGUGGAAAUGCUUGUCCAGCUACCUGUUCUGACCGAACCGCUCCUGAAACAUGCAGUGAUACCUGUGUGGAAAUCUGCCAAUGUGAUGAGGGCUAUGUCUUUAGUGCUGAGAAGUGUGUCCCAGUGGAGACCUGCAACUGUACCUAUAACAGCAUGACCUACAGUGCAGGGGAGGAGUUUUGGGCAGAUGAAGACUGUAAUACUCGCUGCAAGUGUGAUGCCAACCUAGGCAAGCCUAAGUGCCUAAAGGCUUCCUGUGCCCCCAACACAAAGUGUGUCAUGGUUAAUGGGGUCCGGGGUUGUCACGCCAUUAGCUACUCUACCUGUAUAGGAUCUGGAGACCCGCACUACACCACCUUCGAUGGAAAGAAAUUUGAUUUCAUGGGGACCUGCAUUUAUCAGAUGGCGGCAGUCUGCUCCAAGGACCCCACCCUCACCCCGUUUUUGGUCACGGUGGAGAAUGACAACCGGGGGAGUAAGGCAGUGUCCUUCACCAAGGUGGUGACACUAGAGGUCUACAACCUGACCAUCAGCCUGAGCAAAGAAAAUCCACGCAAGAUUAAGGUCAAUGGAGUCUUUGUGGACCUGCCAUUCUCCUAUGAAAAUAAACUGAAGGCCUACAUCAGUGGAGUCCAUGGCUUCAUCAAAGCAGACUUUGAUCUGAGGGUCAGCUUUGACUGGUACAGCUAUGCCAGGGUCAUUAUUCCCAACACUUAUGCCAAUGCUAUCUGUGGACUUUGUGGCAAUGCCAAUCAGGAUCCCAGUGAUGACUUUGUCAUGAAGGAUGGAACUCAGACGAGGGAUGAAAUCCAAUUUGCAGAUAGUUGGAAGGUGAAGGAGGUCCCAGGAUGCUCCGCAGAAUGUACCAGUAACUGCCAAGUGUGCAGCGAGGCAGAGAAACAGACCUACAAGGGGAACCAGUACUGCGGAAUCCUCAUUGGAAAGGAUGGUCCAUUCAGGCAGUGCCACGAGGCCAUUGACCCAACACCCUACUUUAAUGAUUGUGUCUUCGACACCUGCCAAUACAAGGGUCAUCAUGACAUUCUCUGCAGUGCCAUCAGUGCGUAUGUGACAGCCUGCCAAGCUCAAGGGAUCCAGAUUGGGCAGUGGCGAUCAGCCUCUUUCUGCAGCUUUUUCUGUCCACGUAAUUCCCACUAUGAACUCUGUGGAAAUGGCUGUCCUGACACAUGCCAGAGGCUCUCCUCUUCAAUAAUGUGUGAUGCCACAUGUACUGAAGGAUGUGUUUGUGAUACUGGCUUUGUCCUCAGUGGGGAUCAGUGCGUCCCUCAAGAAGAGUGUGGCUGUACACACCAGGGCCGAUACUACAAGAAGGGAGCGGAAUUUUACCCCCAUACCUCCUGCCAGGAGAAGUGUCACUGCAUGGACAAUGGAGCUAUCAGAUGUCAGAAGUUCUCCUGUGGAGCACAUGAGGAGUGCAGGGUGGAGAAUGGCAUCCUAGGCUGCCACCCUGUAGGAUACGGCACAGCUAUAGCAACUGGUGGCCCUCUUUAUAUUUCCUUCGAUGGGCUAAGCUCUCGUUUCCAAGGUUCUUGCACUUAUACCUUAGCCAAAGUCUGCAGCAAAGACCCGCGGCUGCAGCAGUUCUCUGUGUUGGUGGAGAAUGAGAAGCUUAAUGAUGAAUUGUUUGCUUUAGCGAAGAUUGUGAUCUCUGUUCUUGAACACACUAUUGUCCUUGAAAGGGAAGUGAAAGGGAAGGCAAUGGUAGAUGGAGAAUAUUACACUCUGCCAAUGAAUACAGCGAGUGGGAAUCUCUGGAUCACUCAGGAAGGGAACAAUAUCAUUAUCAAGGCAACCUUUGACAUCAUACUUCUUUAUGACACUUCCUCUUUCGUCCAUGUUUCUGUCCCCAACACCUACCAGGGGCAGAUGUGUGGUCUGGGUGGCAAUUUCAACGGUGAUGAGAGUGAUGACUUCAUGAUGCCUGAUGGAGAAUUUGCACAAAAUGUGGAUGAGUUUGUGGCCUCCUGGAAGGUUCCCGUGGAGGGUGCCAUUUGCUCUGAUGGCUGCGGUGAGAAAUGCCCUACCUAUGACCCAGCCCAGACUGCACCAUAUGAGGGUGAGAAGUCCUGUGGAAUGAUCACAUCUGAGACAGGGCCAUUCAAAGACUGUCACUCAUUGGUGAGCCCGGCUGAGUAUAUUCACCACUGCUUGUAUGACAUGUUGGCCAAUAACGGGGCACAAGAAUCCCUCUGUCGAAGCCUUCAGUCUUUCACAGCUGCAUGCCAGGUUGCUGGAGGCCAGGUUGGAGCUUGGAGAAAACUCUCCUUCUGUCCUAUGUCCUGCCCAGCUAACAGCCACUAUGAGACAUGCACAGCAUCUUGCGACUACAGCUGUGCCAGCUUUUCCGCUUGGGCGCAAUGCACAAAGAACUGCUUUGAAGGCUGCCAGUGCAAUGACGGCUACCUGUUUGAUGGGGAUGCAUGCGUGCCUGUGGACAAAUGUGGCUGUGUGCAUAAUGGUGUAUACAUAAAGACCGGAGAAAACAUCUUCUCAAGCAACUGCACAGCAAAAUGCACUUGUAAUCCCUUUGGUCGAAUCACUUGUGAGAAAACUAGCUGCCAAGGGGAAGAUCUCUGUGCACUGAGAAAUGGUGUGCGUGGCUGUGAGCCCACGGAAGGCCAGUGCAAACUCACCCCAAAAGCCCAGCUCACUUCCUUUGAUGGUGCCUCAGUGAAGUAUUUCUGCGGUGGGGUUUAUGACGUGGCUACAGUUUGUGAUGAAAGCGCCCCCUACUGGUUUAGGGUGUCAGUCAGCAUUGAAAAGGACAGUGAUGACGGUUUGGUUGCUGUGAAGGCAGUCUAUUUUUUCUUCCAGGAUGCAUCCAUCACUGUUAAAAGGAACAACAGGAUAUGGGUAAAUGGGCGUUCUGUAAGGCUGCCGUACAAGAUCUCCAGAGCCCUGUCUGUGAACAAAGUUCAGGAUGGGAUUGUGAUUGACCAGAUCUCUCAAGUGCAAGUUCACUUUCGUUCUGACGGGGAGGUGACAGUGAGAGUCAGGAAGACCCUUGCAGGGAAGCUGUGUGCCCCAUGUGGAAACUUCGAUGGGGACAGCUCUGAUGACCUAAAGCUGCCCAGCGGGGAGAUUGAGACGAAUAUUCCUGAGGUCCUACAUGCCUGGGAGGCCAAAGACCUCGCAACACUCUUCUUCAUCAUGCCAAGGCAAGUUUAUUGGCAGGCUCAAGCCAUGGCAAUGAGGAGAUUCCUGUGCAUGUUCAUUGGUGUGGUGCUAUUGGCUGGGCCAUGUAUUGCGAGUUCCCAAGGAAAGGAAUUUGUCACAGCCUUCAUGCACAACCUCAAGCAAAAUAAUCGCAAUACUAAGCUGGAGCUACUUAUCACCGGAUAUCACCCUGAAACCACUGUCACAGUGACGGCAAACAAUGCUACAUUCAAGCGUACCGUUCCUGUUAAUGAAGGGCAAACGGUGUCAGUUGAGCUUCCAAGUUCCACAGAGAUGAUGGUGUCCGACAUCUUUGAUAGGGCUGUGCUGAUCCAAGCAGACAAAGACAUCUCUGUCUUUUCCAGCAAUCACAAGGAGUAUUCAACUGGUGCUACGGUAGUGUACCCGGUCCAGCAGCUGGGCACAUCAUAUUAUGUGGUAACCCCAGUGGGUGACAUGGUAGACACUUACAAAGAAUUUGCAGUGGUAGCCUAUCAAAACCCCACUCGAGUCAAAAUUCACCUGACAGGGCCUGUGACACUGAAAGGGACAGUUUAUCCUGCUAAGAGCAUGCCGGUUGUUGACCUCAAGGCCUUCCAAGCAAUCCAGCUGCAAAGUGUGCAUGAUUUGUCUGGCACCAAGGUUGAAUCAAGGGGACCUGUGGCUGUCUUGAGUGGGCACAGCUGUGCUAAGAACUACACCAAUUGUGACCAUGUUGUUGAACAGCUCCUCCCUGUUUCCCACUGGGGUACCACCUUUAUUGUCCCUUCACUAUCCUUUCAGAACAAAGGUAACAUAGUGUAUGUCAUUGCUUCCAAAAAUUCUUUAGUCACAUAUCAAUCUGGGCCCACAUCAGGCUCCUAUAGUAUGAAAGCUGGAGAAGUUAUUCGGUUUAGUGUCCAUCCUUCUCAGUCACUUUACAUCUCAGCUGAUGGAAGAAUUCAGGUCCUUUUCUUCUUUGCUGGUGCAUCAAGAGGAAGCAGAAUCUAUGAUCCAUUCCUCAUCAAUAUUCCUGCAUUAACAAGCUAUUGCAGCUCAUACCACCUUGAUUUAAUGGCCAAGUUUGAUAAUUACGCAGUCAUUAUAGCCAAAACCUUGGAAUCCAAUGAGAUCACAUUAGAGAAGAGGGGCAUUGAAAACAUCCAGUGGAGACCAAUCCCAGGCACAGAAUAUUCUUCUGCUCAACUCAGCUUGAGCAAAAAAGCUAGUGCUCUCUCCCUAGAGCACCCCAGCACUCCUUUUGGGCUAUUCAUCCUUGGAACCUCAUACCGAGAUGGCUACGGCUCCGUGGCCCUUUGCUCAUCCAGUCCCACCUCACCCCCAAUACCCUGCCCUGAGAACAGCCACUACGAGGCCUGUGGAAAUGCCUGCCCAGCGACCUGUUCGGACCGAACGGCUCCCUCCAAAUGCGAAGACACCUGUGUGGAAAUCUGCCAGUGUAACGAGGGCUACGUCUUUGGUGCUGGGAAGUGCGUCCCAGUGGAGAGCUGCCCCCCCAUAGGUCCCACCUCACCCCCAAUACCGUGCCCUGAGAACAGCCACUACGAGGCCUGUGGAAAUGCCUGCCCAGCAACCUGUUUGGACCGAACGGCUCCCUCCAAAUGCGAAGACACCUGUGUGGAAAUCUGCCAGUGUAACGAGGGCUAUGUCUUUGGUGCUGGGAAGUGCAUCCCAGUGGAGAGCUGCCUCCCCAUAGGUCCCACCUCACCCCCAAUACUGUGCCCUGAGAAUAGCCACUAUGAGGCCUGUGGAAAUGCCUGCCCAGCUACCUGUUUGGACCGAACAGCUCCCUCCAAAUGCGAAGACACCUGUGUGGAAAUCUGCCAGUGUAACGAGGGCUACGUCUUUGGUGCUGGGAAGUGCGUCCCAGUGGAGAGCUGCCCCCCCAUAGGUCCCACCUCACCCCCAAUACCGUGCCCUGAGAACAGCCACUACGAGGCCUGUGGAAAUGCCUGCCCAGCAACCUGUUUGGACCGAACGGCUCCCUCCAAAUGCAAAGACACCUGUGUGGAAAUCUGCCAGUGUAACGAGACCUACGUCUUUGAUGCUGGGAAGUGCGUCCCAGCAGAGAGCUGCCCCUGCACUCACAAAGGCAUUUUGUACAAUGCAGGGCAGGAGUUUUGGGAUGAUGAAAGCUGUCAUACACUCUGCAAGUGUGACCCCAAAUUAGGGACGGUUGUGUGCUUAAAGGCUUCUUGUGAGGCCAACAAGAAAUGUGCCCUGGUUAAUGGGAUCUUGGGCUGUCAUCCCAGCAGCUACUCCACCUGUAUAGGAACUGGGGACCCUCACUACACCACCUUUGAUGGAAAGAAGUUUGAUUUCAUGGGAACCUGCAUUUAUCAAAUGGUGGCAGUCUGCUCCAAGGACCCCACCCUCACCCCGUUUUCGGUCACCGUGGAGAACAACAACCGGGGGAGUAAGGCAGUGUCCUUCACCAAAGUGGUGACACUAGAGGUCUACAACAUGACCAUCAGUCUGAGCCAAGAGCAUCCACGGAAGAUUAAGGUCAACGGGGUCUUUGUGGACCUGCCAUUCUACUACAAAAAUAAACUGAAGGUCUACAUCAGCGGAGUCCAUGGCUUCAUCAAAACAGACUUUCAUCUGAGAGUUAGUUUUGACUGGUACAGCUAUGCCAGGGUCAUUAUUCCCAACACUUAUGACAAUGCAGUCUGUGGACUGUGUGGCAAUGCCAAUCAGGAUCCCAGCGAUGACUUUGCCAUGAAGGAUGGAACUCUAACAGUGGAUGAAAUCCAAUUCGCUGAUAGUUGGAAGGUGAAGGAGGUCCCGGGGUGCUCUGCAGGAUGUACCAGUAACUGCCAAGUGUGCACUGAGGCAGAGAAGCAGACCUACAAAGGGAACCAGUUUUGUGGGAUCCUCAUCAGAAAGGAUGGGCCAUUCAGGCAGUGCCACAAGACCAUUGACCCAACACCCUACUUUCAUGAUUGCGUCUUCGAUACCUGUCAGUACAAGGGUCACCAUGAUACUCUGUGCAGUGCCAUCAGUGCCUACGUGACAUCCUGCCAAGAUCUGGAUGCCCAGGUUGGGAAAUGGAGAUCAUCCUUCUUCUGUGGUCUUCCUUGUCCACCAAAUUCCCACUAUGAACUUUGUGGAACUGGCUGUCCUAAGACAUGCCAGAACCGCUCCACUACAAUAAAGUGUGAUGCUCCGUGUACAGAAGGAUGUUUUUGUGAUUCUGGAUUCUUCCUCAGUGGGGAUCAAUGUGUCCCUCUUGUAGAAUGUGGCUGUGUGUACUAUGGCAGAUACUACAAGAAGGGAGAGGAGUUCUUCCCCAUUCACUCCUGUCAGGAAAAAUGCCGGUGCAUGGACAAUGGAGUCACCAAGUGUCAGAAGUUCUCCUGUGGAGCACAUGAAGAGUGCAGGGUGGAGAAUGGCAUCCAAGGCUGUCACCCAGUAGGAUAUGGCACAGUUCUAGCAUUUGGGGACCCUCAUUAUAUUUCCUUCGAUGGACAAAGCUUUCGUUUCCAUGGCUCUUGCACUUACACCUUAGCCAAAGUCUGCAGCAAAGACCCGCGGCUACAGCAGCUCUCUGUGCUGGUGGAGAAUGAGAAGCUUGAUCAUGGGCAUUUGGCUCUAAUAAGGAAGGUUGUGAUCUCUGUUCACAAAUAUACUAUUGUCCUUGAAAGGGGAGUGAAAUGGAAUGCGAUGGUGGAUGGAGAGUUCUACACUUUGCCAGUUAAUAGAGAUGACAAGAAACUCUGGAUCACUCAGGAGGGGAACAAUAUCAUUGUCCAGUCAUCCUUUGGCCUCACAGUCCUUUAUGAUACCUCCUCAUAUGUUUGGGUGUCUGUCCCCAGCACCUACAAGGGACAGAUGUGUGGUCUGGGUGGCAAUUUCAAUGGUGACGAGAGCGAUGAUUUCAUGCUUCCCAGUGGAAACCUCACUGAAAGUGUAGAUGAGUUUGGAGCCUCCUGGAAGGUCGCUGUGGAUGGUGCCAUUUGCUCUGAUGGCUGCGGUGAGGAAUGCCCUACCUAUGAUCCAGCCCAGACAUCACCCUAUGAGAAUGAGAACUCCUGUGGAAUGAUUGUAUCUGAGACAGGCCCAUUCAAAGACUGUCAGUCAUCCAUGAGCCCUUCUGAUUACUUUGAGCACUGCUUGCACGACAUGAGUGUGGCCAAUGGGGCACCAGAACACCUCUGUCGAAGCCUUCAAGCCUAUGGAGCUGCAUGCCAGACUGCUGGACUCAAGGUUGAAGCCUGGAGAACAGCGUCCUUCUGUCCCCUCACCUGCCCGGCCAACAGCCACUAUGAGGCAUGCACAAGAGCAUUUUGUGAUUUCAGCUGUGCCAGCUUGUCUACUUCAGUCCAGUGCACAGGCAAAUGCUUUGAAGGCUGCCAGUGUGAUGAUGGCUACUUGUAUGAUGGAGAUGCAUGUGUACCUACAGACAAAUGUGGCUGUGUACAUGAUGGACUCUACCUCAAAGUUGGAGAGACCUUCUUCUCAAGCAAUUGCAGUGAGAAAUGCACUUGUAGCAUCUUGGGCAAACUUACCUGUGUUAAAAGCAGCUGCCGCACAGGAGAGACCUGCACACUUAGGGAAGGUGUUCGCAGUUGUGUGAGCAUGGAAAGUCUGGAAGGCCAGUGCAAACUCACCCCAGGAGCCCAGCUCACUUCCUUUGAUGGUGCCUUAGGGAAAUACCUCUGCAGUGGAGUUUAUGACGUAGCUUCUGUUUGUGACAAAAGCGCCCCCUCUUGGUUCAGGGUGGCAGUGAGCAUUGGAAAGAACAGCGAUAAUGGCUUGGUAGUCGGGAGAGCAGUCUUUGUUUUCUUUCCGGAAGCAUCCAUCACUGUUAAAAAGAACAACAGGACAUGGGUAAAUGGCCGUCCAGUAAGGCUGCCAUACAAGAUCUCCAAAGCUGUGUCUGUGAGCAAAAUUCAGGAUGGGAUCUUGAUUGACCAGGCCUCUGAGGUGCAGAUUCACUUUCAUCCCAGUGGAGAGGUGAGAGUGAAAGUCAAGAAGUCCCUUACAGGGAAGCUGUGUGCCCCGUGUGGAAACCUCAAUGGAGAUAGCUCUGAUGAUCUAAGGCUGCCCAGCGGGAAGGUUGAGACAAACGUUGCUGAGGUCCUACAUGCUUGGGAGGCUGAAGAUUUCUAAUAUUAUUACGUUGCUCUAUGGGCAGUUGCUCUAUGUUGCAACAUAAAGACUGCAGAUCUGCUUAUUUUUAACUUUCUUCUGAGUAGACACAUAGAUGAUUAUACUGUAGUAUUGUUCCCUUGGAAAAAACUUCACAAAAAGCUGAUUUUGUUUAAUUAACUCAGGAUUGCUUCUGCAUAAUUUAACGAUAAUACAGUUGACCAUUCAGCUUUAAA